This is a messenger RNA of Ceraceosorus guamensis, 3237 nucleotides long. Its product is annotated as putative ubiquitin-specific processing protease 21. Gene Ontology annotation, molecular function: cysteine-type endopeptidase activity; protein binding; cysteine-type deubiquitinase activity. The transcript has 13 exons. The record is from RefSeq and is a predicted model, not a curated record. Gene Ontology annotation, cellular component: cytosol; nucleus. Lineage: Eukaryota; Fungi; Basidiomycota; Exobasidiomycetes; Ceraceosorales; Ceraceosoraceae. The coding region runs from base 1 to 3237 and encodes 1078 amino acids. Gene Ontology annotation, biological process: protein deubiquitination; regulation of protein stability.
AUGGAUCAUAUCGAUGCGAGCCCCACCGUGAUUGGUGCUCCCACCGAUCAUGGGCAUCCACAGCCCAUGGAGGUGGAGGAAGCCAUCUCAGUGCUAGAUCACAGUGCCUUUGCAGCCAAGCAUCUCGCCGACCUGGGGCAGGAAGAGGCUGACUUUGCGGUCUGCGAUUGGGUCUUGAGGGAUUGGAACGCGCUCGACAAGAGGUUGACAGGGCCCGAAUUCGAGUGCGGUGGUCACAAGUGGCGUAUCCUGCUUUUCCCAUUCGGCAACUCCAACGGACAGCCGAACGACAUGGUGUCGGUCUAUUUAGACUAUGCAAACCCCAAGGAAAAGCCAGAAGGCUGGCAUGUUUGCGCGCAAUUCGCGCUGGUUAUUUCGAACUUGAACGAUUCCCAAUGUCACUCCACUAGUCAGGCACAUCAUCGCUUCACCGCAGAGGAGAUGGACUGGGGCUUCACAAGGUUCAACGAGUUGCGAAAGCUGGUAGCGCCUUCUGACGGCCGGCCCAGACCUAUUAUCGAAGAUGGCGCCGCGCGAGUCACGGCCUUUGUACGCGUGCUCAAGGAUCCUACGGGAGUGUUGUGGCACAACUUUAUCAACUACGAUUCGAAGAAAGAGACGGGCUACGUAGGAUUGAAGAACCAAGGAGCAACUUGCUAUAUGAACUCUUUGCUUCAGUCGUUGUUCUGCACAAAUUACUUCAGAAGAGCGGUGUACCAAAUUCCGACAGAACAGGACAUUCCGUCAGAAAGUGUGGCAUUGGCGUUGCAGCGCGUUUUUUAUUUGCUGCAAUCCUCGGAUCAGCCAGUGGGCACGAACGAAUUGACCAAGUCUUUUGGCUGGAAGUCAUUGGAUUCAUUUCUUCAACACGAUGUGCAAGAGUUCAACAGAGUGCUCCAGGAAAAGUUGGAGACCAAGAUGAAGGGAACUGCUGCGGAUGGAGCGAUCACGCGCUUAUUCGUCGGCCGCAUGAAGAGCUAUUUGCGCUGCGUGAAUGUAGACUACGAGUCGACCAGAUCAGAGGAUUUCUACGACAUUCAGCUCAAUGUCAAGGGCAUGGCAGAUCUUCACGACUCUUUCAAGGAUUACAUUCAAGUCGAGAUGCUCGAUGGCGAGAACAAAUAUGCAGCCGAGGGGCACGGUUUGCAAGACGCCAAGAAAGGCGUCAUCUUUGAGAGGUUUCCGCCCGUUCUGCACUUGCAGCUGAAGCGAUUCGAGUACGACAUGGAAAAGGAUUCGAUGGUCAAGAUCAAUGAUCGCCACGAAUUUCCCCUCGACAUUGAUUUGGGAGAGUUCAUCGACAAGGACUCGGAAGUGGCUGGGGAAGAUUGGAAGUACCAGCUGCAUGGUGUGCUGGUGCACAGCGGCGAUCUGCACGGCGGACACUACUUUGCGCUCUUGAAACCCGAAAAGGAUGGAAAGUGGUUCAAAUUCGACGACGAUCGCGUCACGCCCGUGACUCUGAAGGAGGUGCUUGAGGACAAUUUUGGCGGAGAAAUUCCAAACGGCCAUCUCGGAGGCCAAGUUGGCGCCCGCGCGCCCGUCAGAGCGAUGAAGCGCUUCACAAACGCGUACAUGCUCGUCUAUGUUAGGCAGCGGGCUGCUCCAGAAGUGCUGAAGCCCUUUGCUGUUGAGGAUACGCCCGCACAUCUUCGCGAGCGUCUCGAAGAAGAAAGGCUCGCAAUCGAGGCCCGGAAACGAGAGCGCGAGGAGCAGCACUUGUAUCUUACGGUGAAGCUCAUCACUGAAGACACAUUCAAGGGCCAUCAAGGCUUUGACUUGGCAACCUUUGAGGAGCGCAAUUUACCGGCGACGGAACUGGCUUCUUUCAGAGUUCUCAAAACAGAGUUGUUUCUCAAUUUCAAGGCGCGCCUUGCACAGCAGUACGGCAUGUCGGAGGAAAGCAUCAGGCUGUGGGUGUUGGUCAAUCGUCAAAACAAGACUGUGCGGCCAGACACGCCUGUGCCAGAGUCCGAUCCCAAUCUCACUCUAGAGACGGUGCGGGACAGGAUGGCUUCAAGACAAAACGAUUUGCGCUUGUACCUGGAGACCAUUUCGCCCGACACAAAUUACGGGGUCCCAGAUCCGCCCCUUAUGAUCUUCCUCAAGUACUUUGACGUCACUCGACAAACUCUGACCGGCCAAGGGAGGGUUUACGUCACCAAGGCAAUGAAGGUGGCGGACUUGGUGCCGACCAUCAAUCAGAUGAUGAGGUGGCCCCCUACCGUGCAAGUCCGACUGUACGAGGAGAUCAAGCCGGGCAUGAUCGAACAGAUGAAGCCCAAGGCGACUUUUCAGCAGAGCGAGAUUCAGGAUGGAGACAUUAUCUGCUUUCAGUCUGAAAUGUCCGAGAAGGAUGCGCACGACAUUGAAGCGCAGUCGCUGUACUCUAACCCGAUCCAGUUCUACGACUUUUUGCAAAAUCAGAUCAAGGUCUUGUUCAAGCCAAAAGCCGAGGAUGCCGAAUACAGGGGGGAGUUUGAGUUGACGUUGUCGAAAAAGAUGACGUACGACAUGAUGGCGGCCAAAUUCGCGGAGCGGUUGAAGCACGAUCCGCUCAAGCUCAGAUUCACCACUGCGAAUGGACCGAACGGCACGCCCAAGACUGUCCUGAAGCGCACCGCAAAUCAGACUGUCAACGAGAUCGUUUCGCCGAGCUACAUUCAGGGACAAGCAUCGUUGCUGUACUAUGAAAAGCUAAACGUCUCGAUUGUCGAGCUGGAGACCAAGCGCAACUUGAAAGUGUGGUGGAUGGGGGCGCACAACAAGGAAGAGGCCGCUCAUCAAUUCCUCAUGCCUAAGACGAGCUCGUUCAAUGAGGUGGCAGACUACCUUUCCAAGCAAGUGACACUCGAGGAUGGCGGCAGCGGCAAGAUUCGCGUAUUCGAAGUUGUCAAUGGCGGUCGGCAGCAGCGGGACAUACCUGGCGCAGAAAUGAUUGGCAACAUCAACGAGACUGCGGAGCUUUUUGGCGAAGAAGUUCCCAUUGAGGAGCUCCGGAUCAGUGACGAAGACCGGAUCAUCAACUGUUUUCACUUUUCCAAGGAGGUCCACAGGGUUCACGGUGUGCCUUUUAAAUUCAUUAUCAAGCCGGGAGAGAAGUUUGCCGACACCAAGCAAAGAUUACAAGCGCGCAUCGCGGUGCCGGACAAGGAAUUCGCCAAGUUUAGAUUCACGUUGGUCAUGUCCAGCACGUACAAGCAGCCCAACGUCUUGCAAGACGAUGAUGUCCUGUGA